AUGGAUUUACCAGUUCACUUGCCGCUGAGGCGUUGCGAUUGUGUGUGACUCUCGGCGGUGGCGUCCUGCGCCGGUGCGCCCAACCCGAGACGAGCGCCCGCACCCACAAAGAUGUUCGGAGAAAUGCCGCAGCGCUGCGAGGGGUGGCGUUUGCCGUUUCCUCUCAGAUGGGCGCAGCGGUGGAGCGGUGCACCCCAAAGGCACCGGGGGGUGGAGCGAGAUACGGCGGCGACCUGCGCCUAAGGUGUUCGCGGAAAUGUCGUCAAAGUCAAAGCACAUGUCUUUUCCCCUCUCUGCACUCCACUGCACUGCACUCUUGAGUAUUAUUUUGAAUCGAUGAUGAUUCCAAGAAGUCGUCAAAGGUCAAGCGCAUCCAUUGUUACAUGUUGUUAACAGCGCAUGUGGCGACGUUGGCGCAGCUCAUCUGGUGCGCAGGUGGGAUCAUCACUAAGAUCAUGCGAGCGGCGAAGACAGCAAGGCAAAACAAGCGGGAGUGCGUCCACCUUGCGAGCCGUGUCUCCGUGAUUGCCCCGGUGCUGCAUCGCCUACAGCAGCAGGACCCGGAGGUGGCGCAAUCGCUGGUUGGACUGAGAGACGCGCUCAAUGAGGCACACGACCUUGUUGUCACCUGCGGCCCAAAGAGUCAGGGGAAACGGGAGACUGUCCGCCAGUUCUUCGGGGCCCGACGCCGCGCCGAGCAGUUCAAGGAAGUCAACCGCAAGAUUGACUCUAGCCUCAUCCCCAUCGCCUUGCUUACCCACAUCUCAUUCAUGGCCCGCCUUGACCGAAUCAUUUCUCCCAACCAUGUCGGAGUACCGACAACAACAGUUGUCACGGCGGUGGUGGUGCCAUCGCCAGGCUCCAGCUCCCUGCAGCUGGAGUCUGCGCAGGUACCUGUUGUGAGUUCAUCGCAUGUAGCUGCCGAGAUGUUCACAGCAGCGGAGAUCGCAAUGGUGACAGACAACUUCGCUCAUGUGCUCAUUGUCAGUGAAGACCGUGGUUCCGGAACAGUGUACUACAAAGGCCGUCUUCACGAUGGCCAGGAGGUGGUUGUCAAGCGCCUCGAGAACGGGUGGCAAGGCAUGGAGGGUGCGUUUGUGGCUGAGCUCGAGAUCCUAUUCCCCCUCCACCAUGACCACAUCGUGUGUCUCAUUGGCUGGUGUGCGGAGGAGGACAAGCGCAUGUUCGUCUAUGACUACAAGGACGUCAGCAAUGGUACGCUCGGAGACCACCUGCGUGGUGGAGGGUUGUCCUGGAGGAUGCGCAUUGAGGCACUGCUGGGCGCGGCCCGUGCCAUCAACCACCUGCACUGCGUCACCGAGCAGCCAAUCGUCCACCGCAACGUAAGCUCUUCCAGCAUCCUCCUGGACGCAUUCUGGACACCUCGUUUGUCUAGCUUCGGCACGGCAGUCUGGCAAGAAGGGCCGUCAUCAACGGGUGAGGGCCAGCUGGUCGCGGAGGUUGUCGGCACGUUUGGGUACGUCGACCCGGAGUACAGCCGCACGAAUCGUGUGAGUGCUGCAAGCGACGUCUACAGCUUCGGCAAGGUGAUGCUGGAGACUUUGACGGGGUGGCCACCGGUGAAGAAGGGGGAAGACCCCAUGGCCUGGGUGGAAUGCGCGUUCCCGAUCAUCGAGAACAGGAAGCUGCAGGAUGUACUACUGGACAGCCGCCUGGCGACGGAGCUGACGCCACCGCAGCUGGAGGCGCUGCAGCUGGUUGCUGACACGGCGGCGCGCUGUCUGUGGCAGAGACAGGAGCACCGGCCAGCCAUGUCAAGCGUCGUGGCCAACCUGGAGACGGCGCUGUGCUCAUUCAUAGCGACAAGAUCCAGCUUAUAGAAGUCUCAGGUAGUUAAUUACUUUGGUUUUCGUUUUCCAUAGCUCUCUCAGCAUGGUUAUGUUAAAAUCCCGGUACCUUUGUAGAGCUUGUAACAGGGUCUUGUACUGUAUCGAGCUAUACAAACCUCCCCUUUUUUUUCCAAGCGGCUUAACGUCCCGAUUCCCUUACUGAAAGAUAACAGAACAACUAAACAAACCUCCCAGCCAGUUACAGUUUGUAGUUGCUGAACUGUGUUGCCGUGAAUUUGUAAACAUCUGUGGAUUGUUCGGUGCAAACUUGCAAUUUUGUUGUUUA
Molecule: messenger RNA, 2136 nt
Organism: Brachypodium distachyon (stiff brome)
Lineage: Eukaryota; Viridiplantae; Streptophyta; Magnoliopsida; Poales; Poaceae
Product: probable serine/threonine-protein kinase PBL23
Exons: 3
Coding region: 384-1841 (485 amino acids)
Biological process (GO): protein phosphorylation; cell surface receptor signaling pathway
Molecular function (GO): protein serine/threonine kinase activity; ATP binding
Source: RefSeq, a predicted model, not a curated record